Molecule: messenger RNA, 3786 nt
Organism: Sorghum bicolor (sorghum)
Lineage: Eukaryota; Viridiplantae; Streptophyta; Magnoliopsida; Poales; Poaceae
Exons: 2
Coding region: 1-3786 (1261 amino acids)
Source: RefSeq, a predicted model, not a curated record
AUGGCGCAGUCGGUGGAGGGGGUGUCGGGGCAGUUGGGUGAGAUGCUGAAGCAGUUUGCGGGCUUUCAGCAGAUGUUGAAGAGCACGAUGGAUUCGUUGGAGGCCAUCGGGACUUGGCAGUCGACCGCGGAUCAAGCGUUCGACGAUUUGCGUGAGAAGGCGCAGAGUUCGUCGACGGCGCUGGAAGAGGUGACCAAGCGGGUGGAGCUCGCGGCGACUCGAGUGGAGGCGUUGGAGGCAAGAGUUGCGGCACCUGCGGAUCCACCUCCGAUUCAUCCGAAUCCGGUGUUGGGGACCCUCGACCUCAACACGGCUCCCAGGACGUCCUCGGGCUCAUCUUCGAGGGACGGGGAGCGGGCCAAGGGCCACGGCGAUGACUGCGGCGGAGUCCUCGGACACCGGCCGCAGUACGACAAUAAGGGUAAGCAACAUGCUAGUCCGAUGAUUUCACCUAUGGACGAUGUUGUUCAUUCUGGUUUUCGUUCCCCUCCUUUUCCCAAAUUGGAGUUUCCGAAAUUUGACGGCGAAUUUCCUCGUGCAUGGCGGGAUGAAUGUGAAAUGUUCUUUGAGGUGUAUGCGGUACAUCCGUCGCUGAAGACGAGGAUGGCGGCUCUGAACUUCCAAGGGGUGGCAAAAACUUGGUUGCAGACUGUGCAACGAUCAGGCCGUAUUCUGGAGUGGGACAAGUUGUGUGAUCUGGUGAUGAGUCGCUUUGACAGAAACCAGUAUCAGUUGCUGCUCAAGAAGUUGGAAGCUCUGAAACAGAAUGGGUCAGUGGAGGAUUAUCAGGCUGAAUUCGAGAAGUUGGCGCAUGGAAUCCUGCUGUACAACAAUGGGUAUGAUGAAACGUACUUUGUGACUCGGUUUGUGGCAGGGUUGAAGGAGGACAUUCGUUCGGUGAUCUCUCUGCAUCGUCCAAAGGAUGUGGAUACUGCUAGUGCUUUGGCAUUGCUCCAGGAAGAGGAGUUGAGUAAAAGCCGAGGUCGGAACUCAGGAAAGGAUUUUCACAAAGGUGGGGUUAGGAGUUUGGGAGAAAGACCGAGAUCAACAGAGUCAGAAACCCUGAGACAGAAAGGGGACGACAAGUUGGCAACUCUGAAGGAUUAUCGAAGGAAGAACGGGCUGUGUUUCAAAUGUGGUGAAAAGUGGGGCCCGGGUCACAAAUGUCCUACUCAAGUAUCCUUGCAUGUCAUUGAAGAGUUGCUGGAUGCUCUGGAAUUUGAGGUGGACGAGCAAGGGUCGCAGGAUGUGGAGGAGGUUGAAGAGGUGGUUCUGGCAGUUGGACAGGAGUUGGAAACUAACCCUGUCAAGAGGAGAACAAUGAAAAUCUGUGGAAGAAUUGGUAAAAAUGAUGUGCUCAUACUGAUUGAUUCUGGUAGCAUUGGAACUUUUAUCAGUGAUCAACUUGCUUCUAAAGUUGGGGAUGCCAGAACAUCUUGCCCUGUGACCAAGUAUGUUGCUGCAGAUGGGAGUCCUAUGCUCUGUCAGGAGAGGAUUGACAAACUACAGUGGCAGGCUCAGGGUCAUACUUUUCAGUCUUCAGUGGGAAUUCUACCUCUAAAAUGUUUUGAUAUGAUUCUGGGACAGGAUUGGCUGGAGUCAUGUAGUCCAAUGUGGGUGCAUUGGUCCAAGAAGUUGAUGAGAUUCACUUAUCAAGGGAAGAGGAUAACAUUGCAGGGUUUAUUGUCUGAUGUGGUUCAGUGCCCUCCAAUAAAGAGCAAUAAGUUGCAAGGCUUACUGAAUAGGCAAGCCUGUACUCACUUGGUUCAGCUUUCUUAUCAAGACAGUGUGACUGCAGUGGGUAACAGUGAAGUCAUAGCAGCGGUGCAAGAGAGUCAGAUUCCACCGGAAGUGCAACAGCUGAUAACAGAAUUUUCUGACAUUUUCCAGACGCCUACUGCACUUCCACCAUCCAGGCCUUUUGAUCACAAAAUACAACUCAUGCCGGGGGCUCAACCUGUUAACAUUAGGCCUUACAGAUACCCUCCAGUUCAAAAGGAUGAGAUUGAGAAACAAUUAAAGGAAAUGUUAAGUAGUGGAAUCAUUCAGCACAGCACUAGUCCUUAUGCUUCUCCUGUGUUGUUGGUAAGGAAGAAGGAUGGCUCAUGGAGGUUCUGUGUUGAUUACAGACAUCUUAAUGCUCAAACAGUGAAAAACAAACAUCCCAUGCCAGUGGUGGAGGAGUUGAUUGAUGAAUUGGCUGGAGCUAAGUGGUUUACCAAGUUGGACUUUAGAGCAGGGUAUCACCAGAUUUGCAUUGAGCCAGCAGAUACUCAUAAAACAGCAUUUAAGACUCAUCAUGGGUUGUUUGAGUUCUUGGUUAUGCCGUUUGGGCUCACCAAUGCUCCAGCAACGUUCCAGAGUAUUAUGAAUAUCAUUUUUGCUGCCUUACUGAGAAAGGGUUUGCUGGUUUUUAUGGAUGAUAUACUCAUCUAUACCAAGACUCUAUCUGAACACCUCAACUUGUUGCAGCAGGUGUUUCAGAUUUUGAGAGAUCAGAGGUUUUAUAUCAAGCUGUCAAAGUGUGCUUUUGCACAGCAGGAGGUGGAGUACUUGGGUCAUAUCAUAUCUGCAGAUGGGGUGGCCACUGAAGCAACAAAGGUAAAGGCAGUAGAACAAUGGCCAAUACCAGACAAUCUUAAGGAAUUGAGAGGAUUCUUGGGGCUAACUGGAUAUUACAGGAAAUUCAUUAGGCAUUAUGGCAUCAUCAGCAGACCCCUAUCUGACUUGUUGAAAAAGAAUGUUCCUUUUGUCUGGACAGAGCAGGCUGAGAUAGCCUUUCAGCAACUCAAGUCAGCAUUGGUGCAAGCUCCUGUUCUUGCUAUACCAGACUUUUCCAAACAGUUUGUGUUGGAGACCGAUGCAAGUGAUGUGGGUUUUGGCGCAGUCCUGAUGCAGGAAGGGCAUCCUGUAGCUUAUUUAAGCAAGGCGGUGUGUGCCAAGAAUAGGUCCUUGUCCACUUAUGAAAAGGAGUGUAUGGCUAUCAUCAUGGCUGUUGAGAAGUGGAGGCCCUAUCUACAACACAAGCUGUUUGUGAUCAAAACUGACCAUAGAAGCUUACUGCACCUUUCUGAUCAAAGGAUUACCACUAAGCUGCAGGAAAAGGCUCUAUUCAAACUAAUGGACUUGCAGUUCCAGAUUGUGUAUAGUGACCAGCAGCUUCAUUCAGAGGACCUAGAGCAGUGGUUGACAGAACGGAAUCUGUUGAAUGAUCUGUUACAACAUCAUCUUCAUCGUGCCCAGCAACGAAUGAAACAUCAGGCUGACAAGCACAGGAGUGAGCGGGAGUUCGCAGUCGGUGACAUGGUGUAUCUGCGCUUACAGCCAUACAUUCAGUCGUCCGUUGCUCCAAGAUCGAAUCAGAAGCUUAGUUUCAGAUUCUUUGGACCCUUCCAGAUUGUAGCCAGGGUUGGUGCAGUGGCAUAUAAACUGAAUCUACCUGAUGAAUGUCGUAUUCAUCCAGUGGUUCAUGUGUCUCAGCUCAAGCGGUUUGUUCCACCAACGACGGUGGUGGAAUCGGAUUUGAGUGCGUUGCCGGCGGACCCAGAGGAAGCAGUGUUCCCCAUUCAGUUGCUCUCCUCCAGGAUGAUUCAGAAGGGUGCUUCUUCAAUUACUCAGGUCAAGGUUCACUGGACAUCUCUACCGUCUUCGCUGGCGACCUGGGAGGAGCUUCAUGAUCUUCGUCGCAGGUUCCCAGCAUGUGCAGCUUGGGGUCAAGCUGCGUUUCAAGGGGGAAGGAAUGUCAGCAACCAGAAGGCUACCCGGGCCACAUCUAUUGGUGGCUGA